This is a messenger RNA of Anisakis simplex (herring worm), 1590 nucleotides long. The record is from the annotation of a GenBank genome assembly. NCBI's taxonomy places the organism in Eukaryota, Metazoa, Nematoda, Chromadorea, Rhabditida, Anisakidae.
AUGAUCCGUCUCGAGCGUGAUAUUUCACACUAUAUUAAGGUGUUGGAGUCGGUCAGUGAUGGCUUUCACGAUCCAGAUUUCGAUGCCAAGCCAAUGAUUCUAUUGGUUGGUCAAUACUCUACCGGCAAAACAACGUUCAUCCGAUAUCUGCUAGAAGAGGAUUUUCCCGGAAUAAGGAUAGGUCCUGAACCAACAACGGAUCGUUUUAUAGCUGUGAUGCAUGGUGAGGAUCAGGGUUCGAUCCCCGGUAAUGCGCUCGUUGUUGAUGCGAAAAAACAGUUUAGGGCACUCAGCAAAUUCGGAAAUGCCUUCUUGAAUCGUUUUCAAUGCUCGACAUUGAACAAUGAAGUGCUCAAAAGUAUUUCGAUUGUUGAUACACCCGGUAUUCUAAGUGGAGAGAAACAGAGAAUCGAUCGUGGUUAUGAUUUUACGGGUGUGUUGGAGUGGUUUGCGGAACGGGUGGAUCGUAUUAUAUUGUUGUUUGAUGCGCACAAAUUGGAUAUUUCUGAUGAGUUCAAACGAUGCAUUGAGGCGCUUUCUGGAAAUGAGGAUAAAAUCCGAAUUGUGCUCAAUAAAUCCGAUAUGGUCGAUCAUCAGCAAUUGAUGCGAGUUUAUGGUGCACUUAUGUGGUCGCUUGGGAAAGUCUUCAAAACACCCGAAGUAUCACGAGUGUACAUCGGGUCGUUCUGGGAUCAACCGUUGCAUUACGAUAUAAACCGGCGUUUAUUCCAAGAUGAACAACACGAUCUGUUCGCUGAUAUACAGGCAUUGCCUCGCAAUGCUGCGUUACGUCGACUCAACGAUCUUAUCAAACGAGCAAGGCUCGCUAAAGUGCAUGCAUUCAUAAUUUCUGAAUUGAAGAACGAAAUGCCAUCGAUGAUCGGGAAAGAGAAGAAAAAGAAGGAUCUUAUCCAAAAUUUAGAUAAGGUUUUCGACCGAAUACAGCGUGAGCACAACAUUUCGCCGGGUGAUUUCCCAGAUGUGAACAAAAUGCGGGAUCACCUUCAGAAUCAAGACUUUACAAAAUUUAAUUCUCUCAAACCGCGGUUGUUGGAGGUGGUCGAGGGGAUGCUCUCGUCUGAUAUCGCUCGACUUAUGGCCCAGAUUCCGAAGGAGGAAUGUGCAGGUAUGCCUUUGGCGAAUGGUGGAGGAUCUGGGGCUCAACCCAGCCAAACGUUGAAGGUGCAUGGUGGCGUGUUCGAUCAAACAGUCGAAUCAGAAACACCGUUUGGAUUUGGUAAAGGAGAAGGGUUCGACAAGGGUGCAAAUGAGGCCGAAUGGGUUGUUACUCGAGAGAGGUACAAGUCUGAUGAGAUAUUCGAUAGUCUCGAUCCUAUUGAUGGCAAGAUCACAGGUCGUGCCGCAAAGGAGCAUAUGAUCAAGUCGAAAUUGCCGAAUUCAGUGCUGGGCAAAAUUUGGAAGUUGUCAGAUAUCGAUAAGGAUGGAAUGUUGGAUUCAGAUGAAUUUGCACUCGCAAAUUACCUCAUCAAUCUGAAACUCGAGAAUCAUGAAUUACCAGCAGAAUUACCAAAACAUUUGAUUCCACCGUCGAAACGAGAAGAAGAUCCGAUGUAUCCAACUCUGGAUUGA